Messenger RNA from Suillus subaureus, 204 nucleotides. RefSeq lists its product as uncharacterized. The annotation marks the transcript as partial. NCBI's taxonomy places the organism in Eukaryota, Fungi, Basidiomycota, Agaricomycetes, Boletales, Suillaceae. The transcript has a single exon. The record is from RefSeq and is a predicted model, not a curated record.
CUUCAAGAACAUGUUGAUGAAAUAUGCUGUGCUUGCCUCAGUAAUGACUUCCCCAGGGUUGGAAAGUGUUGGACACACCGCUUCACUGAAAAGCACUCCAAACACUUGAAAACAUCAUGGUCAGCUCUGCUUGACUCAAAACAUGGUUGCACAGUCAAUGAGAACACAAACAAGGCAUGGUUUGAUCUCUUGGAGGGUGUUCUG